Messenger RNA from Columba livia (rock pigeon), 12445 nucleotides. It is a transcript of the gene MDGA1, whose product is annotated as MAM domain containing glycosylphosphatidylinositol anchor 1. The coding region runs from base 7 to 2916 and encodes 969 amino acids. Gene Ontology annotation, biological process: homophilic cell-cell adhesion; synapse organization. The record is from RefSeq and is a predicted model, not a curated record. Lineage: Eukaryota; Metazoa; Chordata; Aves; Columbiformes; Columbidae. Gene Ontology annotation, molecular function: axon guidance receptor activity; protein binding. Gene Ontology annotation, cellular component: axon; neuronal cell body; plasma membrane. The transcript has 17 exons.
CGCCGGAUGCUGCCUGGGCUGUUUUGGCUGCUUUUCUUCGCCGGCGAUGAAGGCUCUGCCUUGAAGAUGGAGAUGAUCUGUUUUUUAUUCCUGUCUCUGGUGCCGGUGUACAGCAGGGGACAAGGGGUUUACGCUCCUGCUCAGGCCCAAAUCAUCCAUGCCGGGCAGGCGUGCGUGGUGAAGGAAGACAACAUCAGUGAACGCGUUUACACAAUUCGGGAGGGGGACACGCUGGUCCUGCAGUGUCUGGUCACAGGACACCCCCGGCCACAGGUGAGAUGGACCAAAACUGCUGGCAGCGCGUCGGACAAAUUCCAAGAGACGUCAGUGCUUAACGAGACCCUUCGGAUUGAGAAGAUCCAAAGGCUGCAGGGGGGCCGCUAUUACUGUAAAGCAGAAAAUGGGGUUGGGGUCCCUGCCAUCAAGUCCAUUCGAGUAGAUGUGCAGUAUCUAGAUGAACCUGUUCUCACCGUUCACCAGACCAUCAGUGAUGUACGUGGCAGCUUUUACCAGGAGAAGACUGUCUUCCUCCGCUGCACUGUCAACUCCAACCCACCAGCUCGCUUCAUCUGGAAACGGGGAGCUGAGACACUUUCCCACAGUCAGGACAAUGGUGUGGACAUCUAUGAACCCCUCUACACACAGGGUGAAACCAAAGUCCUGAAGCUGAAGAACCUGCGGCCCCAGGAUUACGCCAGCUACACGUGCCAGGUGUCCGUCCGCAAUGUCUGCAGCAUCCCUGACAAAUCCAUCACCUUCCAGCUCACAAAUACCACAGCCCCGCCUGCUCUGAAGCUGUCUGUCAAUGAGACACUGGUGGUCAACCCUGGUGACAACAUCACUAUGCAGUGCUCUCUGACGGGUGGUGAUCCACAGCCAGAGGUGGUUUGGUCUCACUCUCCUGGCCCAAUGCCUCCCAAUAGCCUUGUGCAAGGAGGCAACCUCACCAUCUGGAGGAUCCGCGUGGAGGACUCAGGCUACUACAACUGCACAGCCAUCAACAACGUGGGGAACCCAGCAAAGAAGACAGUGAACCUGCUGGUGCGGUCCAUGAAGAAUGCCACGUUUCAAAUCACCCCUGAUGUGAUCAAAGAGAGUGAGACCAUCCAGUUAGGGCAGGACUUGAAGCUCUCAUGCCAUGUAGAUGCUGUCCCCCAGGAGAAGGUUGUCUAUUCCUGGUACAAGAAUGGGAAACCAGCCAGGUUCUCAGACCGGUUGCUCAUCACCCGGAAUGACCCCGAGCUUCCACCUGUGACCUGCAGCUUGGAGAUUAUUGACCUGAGAUUCAGUGACUAUGGCACCUACCUGUGCGUGGCUACCUUCCAGGGAGCACCCAUUCCUGACCUCAGUGUGGAGGUGAACAUCUCCUCAGAGACAGUGCCACCAACCAUCAGUGUCCCUAAGGGUCAGUCCACCAUCACUGUCCGGGAGGGCUCCAGGGCUGAGCUGCUGUGUGAGGUUCGAGGGAAGCCCAAGCCACCCAUCAUCUGGUCCCGGGUAGAUAAGGAAACCCCCAUGCCUUCAGGAAUGAUGACAAUGGAGACAUAUGAUGGGAAGCUGCGCCUGGAGAGUGUGAGCCGAGAAAUGAGCGGGACCUAUAAGUGUCAGACAGCCAGGUACAAUGGCUUUAACAUCAGACCCCGAGAAGCCUUGGUGCAGCUCAACGUGCAGUUCCCCCCUGUGGUGGAGCCAGCCUUCCUGGACGUGCGCCAGGGCAUGGGGCGCAGCGUCACCCUGCGCUGCACCAUGCUGAAGGGCAGCCCUAUGAAGGUGGCCACCUCCGUCUGGCGCCUCAAUGGAACGCUCCUGGCACAGCCCCUGGCAGAGCAGCAGGACUACUCGGAGCUGAAGGUGGACACCGUCAGCCGGGAGACCAGCGGUAGCUACGAGUGCAGCAUUUCCAACGACGUGGGGGUCUCCACCUGCCUCUUCCAAGUGUCUGCAAAAGCUUACAGCCCAGAGUUUUACUAUGACACUCCGAACCCCACCUUGAGCCAGAAGCAAUCCAAGAAUUACUCUUACAUCUUGCAGUGGACGCAGAAGGAACCCAAUGCUGUGGAUCCCAUCCUCAAGUACCGUUUGGAAGUCCGUCAGCUGACUCAGAGAAACACCAUCCAAACCUUCAUUCCUGUGCAGAAAAUGGAGAAAGGCCUGUUGCUGGAGCACAUCUUGCCCAACCUGAAAGUGCCUCAGAGCUAUGAAGUUCGCCUGACACCCAUCACCAGCUUUGGGGCUGGGGAUAUGGCUGCUCGCAUCAUCCGGUACAUGGAACCAAUCAACAAUCCCAACCCAACAGAUAACACCUGUCGCUUUGAGGACGAGAAGAUCUGCGGCUUCGUGCAAGAUAAGAUGGACAACUUCGACUGGACCCGGCAGAACGCCCUGACCCAGAACCCAAAGCGCACCGUCAACACGGGGCCACCCACGGACAUCAGCGGUACGCCGGAGGGUUAUUACAUGUUCAUCGAGGCAUCCCGGCCCCGGGUGACGGGAGACAAAGCCCGGCUCAUCAGCCCCCUCUACAACAUCACUGCCAAGUAUUACUGUGUCUCCUUCUACUACCACAUGUAUGGGAAGCACAUCGGCUCCUUGAACCUGCUGGUUCGUGUGCGGAACAAGCGAGCCAUUGACACGCAGGUCUGGUCGCUCAGUGGGAACCGGGGAAACAUGUGGCAGCAAGCACACGUGCCCAUCAACCCGCCCGGACCCUUCCAGAUCAUCUUCGAAGGUGUCCGGGGCACGAGCUAUGAAGGGGACAUUGCCAUCGAUGACGUCACUCUGAAAAAGGGGGAUUGUCCGAGGAAGCCACUGGGACCAAAUAAGGCGGUUGCUCUUCCAGGAAGUGGUGUCCCGGCCCUGCACAGCCCUCGUCUCUGUGGCCCAUUGACUUUCUUCCUUUACGUGCUGCUCAGAUGAUGGCAAGCGAGGACUCCUGUCUUCGGACCGAGACAUUCCUGCUUCUUCUUACUCAGCCACCUCUGCUCCUCUUCCUCCCCUCCUCACUGGCACACCAAAGUGUCCAUAUGUUACCAAAGACUGACAGGCAUGACCACGCAAAGGGAUCUGGUUCAGAACUGGAGCACUCCUUGAGAAAGUCAUAAUGUCUAGAACAUAAAUUAAAAAUAAAGACAAAUUUUUUUUAAAAGCACGUGCACGAGAGAGUGAGAGAGGAAGGAAGGAAGGAAGGAAGGAGGGAAGGAAGGAAGGAAACAGAAACACACAAAAAAGGAGGAAUGCAAGACAAAAAAUAGGAAUGAAGAAAUGUGAAGAGCAAAUGAAAGAGGAGAAAACCACCCCCAUGUUUCCUUGGGAAUGUCGGACAGGGCUUCCUCAGGGAAGUGGGAACUUGUUUUAAACAAAGAAACAAAAAUAUAUUAAAGCACAAAUUUCUACCAGAACAGUUACCUUCUUUACUGCAGAGCCUACAGCUUAGUGGAUGAUUUACCGCAGUACUCCCCUGUCUCCCCAUGCUUUCCCGCUGGCUGGGUCUGCCCCGCUCUGGCUGCAGCUCCCCGCAGUAACACCGGCCUCGACCGUGGGGCAGCAGCCACCCCAUGCGCCAGUGGCCGGAGCACCAUGCCUCGCACCGCAUGUGCUUCAAUGUCUCCAUCCAUCCGCACCUUCCAGGUUCUCAUGUAUUUAAUUGCCCGCUGUGUGUUUUGCUUUGGCCUUUCCCCACCGCUCUGUGCUUCUCACCCACCAGCCUGAAGAAGAUGGAGCAGGAAUGGACCCAUCACAUGGACCACGCUGAGUGGUGGAGAAGUCCCGGCUGGAUCCAGCUGCAGCGUUGGCCUCUGAGCGCCUCUUUCUCUCUCUCAGCACUCUUGCUGGGUGGAGAAACUAUGAGAGUAGGUCUGAGCUGCAGACAGAAAAGCGUCUCUGUGGGGCUGAGGGAUGGGGCAGGGUCGGAUGGGAUGGGAUGGGAAGGGGGGAGCACUUGCACAUUGGCUUCCCCCUAUGAAUGCUGGGAUGACAGUCACCUCAACCCUAAGCCCAGGAUUGCUUCUCUGCCUCUCUUCUGUUACCUAUUUAUUUUACUCUUUUAUUCCAUUGCUUAAUUUCCCCUACUUCAAGCUUUUUCGAUUAUGGAAGAGUCAGGAAUUUCACCCUUCUUCAGCCAAGCAGUAGGUCCCGUGCCCAUGACCAGCCCUGGGCCAGCACUUCAGGCAGCUCCAAUGUUGUACUCUCACCUUCUGAGGCCUUUCAGCAUGUGAAGUGCAUUAGCAGGAGAGUGGGUGAAGUGCAGCAACAGCAUCACUGCUCAGGGGAGAGGUGGCUGAACUUUGGCAGCCUCGCAGGCACUCAGCUUCCAUUGCCAAAGCAGUGGGCAGGGGAGCUGAAAGGUGGAACACGCAAGAAAGUGCUUCAAGAAGGAUGGAGGCACAAAGCUUGACCCAAAAGAGGGACUGGUGCUGAACUGUGGCCCUGUUUGCCACUGAAGAACAGGGGAACAAACAGGUAUGGGGGAAAUUCACCUUUUUCCUGCUGGCAUGAUGAAUUUCCUGCAGCAGGUCUGGCCUGACCUCCUCAGUGUGGAGACACAUGCUGAUCCAGAUGAGCCCCCAGAAGAUCGGUCUGCCCUGCGCCAACCAAGUGGGAGCUGUGAUUGCCUUGUUACAACUGGCAGCAGCUCUGGGCCUGACUUACCUUCCUGCACAGGGCAGAGUCAGCCCCACAGGACUGUGGAGUGGGGUUUACUAGCCCACAUUCUGGCAGCUCAGUUAAGUGGGAUUCUUCCCCCUAAGGGACACCCCAUCUGAACUCCAUAUCUAGGGCACCACAGAUGUAUGAUGAGUUCUCUCACCAGACUCCACAGUACCCACAGCUCCUUCCCCAUUUCUGAUCAAUAUAUCAGCUUCUCUAAGACAAUUGUGUUUGUCUACAAUCACCUGAAUGUAUUAGUUGCCUCCUGCAUUGCUCAGCUUCCAGCAACAGCUGGUACCUCUUUUCCUCCAAUGAUGGAGAAUGCUUUUAUUUAACUCCCAAGAGAUCCAGUUUGAAGUCUUGAAACCCAGCUCUCUCUAGCUCCUGCAAGGCCAUUCAUCUGCACUAAUGCUGGUCAUUACUGGAGAGGACAUCAGCUCUGAGGGACCAGGGGACCUCAUCAGAAUGUGAGAGGGGAUGGUAUGGGUCUCCCUUGUUCCUGUUGCUUUUCUCCACUUCUAAAAAUGGGGACUCUGUCUUUUCUGUCUCCACUCCUCCCUCUAGAGCCCAAGCCUUGACCACACGACAUAUUUGACCAGGAGACCUGUGGCUGUCUCUCAGGGUCGGGCAGUAUUGUGGGAUGCUGUGGAUGCUGACAGCAAUUCUGCUUCUCGCUGUCUGUUGCCAUUUUCCUGGGCAUCCAAUGCCACCAUCAUCUUUUAGCUAAGCUCUUUCACUCUGAUGCUCUUCAUUUCCUCCAUGCUUGUUGGAGGCCAGAAGUCCUCACCCCACUCCUGAUAAGAGCCCGCUUUCAUUCCUAGGAGAGAGACAACAUUUUCCAGGGGCCCUUGAAUGCAUGAUGAUGGCUCCUGAUCUCAGCAGCAGAACAUCUGUGUUACACUGCUGGUUCCUUGUGGCUUCUCCUGGGCAGAAGUUGAAGACAGGAGCAUUUCCACUUCAGUAAGAGAUAGCCCAGGGCAACUAUCUCACCUCCUAGGCUCUGAGCCAGAGAGAGUUGUGGCCUUGCUUCCACGGGUUACUUAGCCAAGGGUUGCACAAAUGUGUUUUGCUGAUGCUUUGUGGCCAGUAGAGGUGCCAUGGAUUUGGAGAAGUGCAGCCUAAAGGAUCAGAAGCACAGACAAAGCCUUUACGAGGAGGCAAGUGCCAGUGAAGGAGCACCACAUUUUUAGAAAGGGACACCUUCAGGGGGAGUGUCUGUGUCUUGCUGCCAGCUCCUGCGAGGGAGGAUGUCAGUGCCUCACCAAGACAACCUAUGGCACAGGGGGCAAGAAGCCUGUUGGUGACAGUGAGACCAGGGCAGAGCAAAUGUAUUGCCCCAGCCAGAGGUGAAGCCUUCUCUUGAUCUCAGGCAUGGGCCCAUCAGCUUCAGUAAAAGUCUCAGGGAGCCCCUUUCCACUUAGACCUCUGCUCCUUUACCUCCGGCUAGAAAGCAGCUGGUGGUGAGUUUGGGGGAAAGUCAUUAACCCAAGUGCCUCAGCUUGUCAGAAGUACCAAGGAUGGAAGGAAGGACCUCAUUUCCCUGGCAGAUGCGCUGAGAGAGUGUAGCAGAGGAAAGAGGCACUUCAGCAGCAACAAUGAGAAGCUGUGCAAUGGUGGAGGGGCGGGGGGGAGGCAAGUCCCCCUCCUCUCCGAGGGCAAUGGUUGAGGGGGCCCCAUGCUUGAGGGGGCAAUUCUCCUUGCAGUGGUAAUGCAUCCCAGGUGAGAUAUAAAGCCAUGCUCCUUACCCCUUGCAAUUAAACAUCCCCUCACUCUUUUCACAGUGUUCUCACUAAAUUACAGUCCUUAAACUUAAUUACAGACUGUCUUCUUAAAUAUCUGUUCCAGUCCCAACUGGAUACAUUAUGUUUCUCUUCCCGAUGUUUUAUUUUGCUCUAUGCCUAUCGAGUAGCUGCUUUAUUCCACUCCAGAAGUGGCUGCAUUUCAGCGAUGGUGGAGAUUAUUCCUGUACAUAGUAUGAAAGUCCUUGCAGAAGAAAAGUGCAAUAUAAAUUUAAGAGACUGCUUUUAUUUACAAGGAGACCUCUGCUUGGUAGUUGUAGAAAUACAUUAUGAAGAAUGCUAUGUGGGUGUUAGCCAAUAUAUACUCAAUUUCUUUUUUUUUCAGGGUAUAAAACAGAGAAUAUGUGAAUGUACAGGCUCCUGGGUAUAAGUUGUAGAUAUUAGAAGUAGUGAAUGCUACUGUGUACUUACAAGUGAGGCUUACAAAGAAACUUCCAUUUGAAACCUCUUUUUGUAGUUCAUUGUAUUCUGAAAAAUAUACUUUUUUAUUAUAAUUUUCCACAGUUCCGUGCAAGUCCCAAUAACCGGUCAUCAGCAGGACUUUAAUCCAUGGCUUUUAACAAUAUGAACAUCAGUUCCUACCACUUGCUCUGAAAAGCAACUCCUGGCUGGUAACAGUAAUAGACUAUUUUUCUUCCACGUAGAUCAGCCACUGGAAAACAGUGGAGCUAAUAUGUUUUAUUUGACGUGGAAUUAAGUAAUUUGGAAUGCCUGAGCGCAACUCUUCUCAGCCAUAUGGGAGUGAAAAAAAUGCUUCAUCUAUAUGAAAAACUUUGCGUAGUGCACAAACAGUUUGGAAACUCCUGAAGUGUUGUGACUGGCACGCAUGCAGAGCUGCCCCAGCAGAGCCGGGCAGUGUGCUGCCUGAAGAGCAGCUCUAGCAACAGCGCUGUGGAGCCCUCCUUCUGGGAAGUAGUUUUAUUCUGGAAGGAAAUAGGGCGGCAAGCAGGGAAAAGUAGGGAGGGGGUUCAGAUGUUUAGGCUGGUAAAUUUCUUGCAAGAAUCAUUUAUGAAUGUAUGAAUGAGUGUAGUAAAUGUGAUACAAAUUGUAUUCUAUUCCCUAAUGCCACUCAAAGUAAGGAAAUUUAAUUUCUUUCUAUAUGAAAUCCUGUGGGUGCACUACUCCAGAACGACACGGAAAUGCUGCAGUACCAAAGGGAGAGUGGGUCUGGAUUCUUCCUCUUCAGCCCAUCCCGGUCACUCUGUAACCAGGAAAAGCACCCUGCUUUUGGGUUGGUGUCCUGCACUUCCCAGCAUGAGACGGACAGUCACCAGGAGCAGCUAGCGGCACUGGUGGCAGAAGCAUCCAUCCUCCAUCCCACCAUCACUGCCCUGAGCCCCGUCUCCAGCAUGAAGUGGUCCCUGUGUGAGACACUGGUGGGAGCAACCCCUGCUCCCCCAGCUCUCAGCGAGGCUGAGGCUGGGAGUUUUACCUGUGGGAAUAGCCAGAGGGUCCUUCAUGCUGCCCUGAGGGACCCCAGCUGCCUCGGGCAGUGACAGAUAAUGGAACUAAGGCAUUUUCCUUCCUAGAUAGGGUCAAUGGUGUCAUCUCACCCCAUUCAAAGAGACAAACUUUUGCCUGCAAGCAGAGAGCUCAGGGAGUUGUUCCUUCAGGGUGUUGCUGUUUCAGUCCCCUUAGUCUGUCACAGCCAUGCAGAUAUCCAUCUUUCCCUGGAAGUUCUGCAGCACCCCUUUGUCUCCUGGGUGCCUUUGGAUGGCCCAGCAACAGCAUCGCUGCUGGCUCUGAGCUUUAAGCUGGGUGCAUUGGGACCCUGCUUUUUUUGAUGGGGACAAGAAGUUGCAUUAUGAGUGUCUCCUGUACAAAACGGAGGUCCUCUCACACUCCUGGCUUUGGCAGAGACCAGUUUUGCACCCUCGCCCUUUCUCCACUGAACUACCCCGGGUGUCUUGACUUUUCCAGGCUGCCCUCAAAGCAGGUGCACCCCUAUUUGCAGGGGCACCAAGCAUACAGCAGCAGGACCCUGUGCAGGCUGCAGAGGAAGCCAGGUGUUGGCUGCCAUUUGUAUUCACUUUGGCCCUACUGUUAACCGCUCAUCCCGCUCAGCCUGGGUAAGGUGUUUAAUGCAGACAAAAGGCAUUUGCAGAAAAAAAGUGCUGGAAAGCUCUGCAAAGUGCAUUUUAACAGGACUCAAUUUGCACUCCAUGGUAAUAACUGGCGGCUGGGGGUUUCCAGCAGGUAGCUGAAUAACCCAGGUGCACUCAGCAUCCCAAAUGAUAGUUGGGGUAAAUAUGUGUUUUUCAGUACUUCCUUUGGGAGUAAAACGCAUGCUAGUUUGGCUCACCUUCUGCCACCACCUAGAGGGAUUCAGGGGUCUUCUGAUGGCUACUUACAGCCUGGUACAGUCACAUCAACCCAGAGACAGCCACUUGUGCACUGGAAGCAUCCCAAGGGGUACUGAAAGACAGCCCAGGGCCACCUUCACUCCACUCACUUUUCCAGAGAAGGUGGGAAUGCAGCUUGCAGGGAGCUGUGGGCACCUGCACACCUCUUGCCCACAGCAGAACAGUGUCACCCUGCUCUGUUUUAGCUGAGUGAGGUAUGUGCCUGACAUCUAGAACCUGGGUUGGAUAUAAGGUACAUACUUGGUUGUUUUGCCACCAAGCAUCCUUCCUCAAAAGGAGAGCUCCAGGGACUGACAUCAGGUUUGCAGGGCUCACUGUGUCCCUGUGCUGUGGGGCUGCAGGGAAUGGGGGCUUCAGUCCCACUGAUAGCUGCCUCUGGCACCUGUAAGGCUCCGCACCACACAGAUGUGGUCUGGCACCUCCUCCAUCCUGCUCUCUGCAGCCCUGGAACAGCCUGAGAUGCUGGUGGUGAUGGAGCAGGAAGACAGGAGCACUUCAGGGCAUAUGCUGGCUCCAUCAGGGACCUAGUGUGGGUCACAUCCUGGCUUCCUCAGAGGCAAAAGAGGUCUCACAACAGCCCCGUGGGUGGCUGAGGGGAUGGGGCAGGGCAUAUUCAUGUUGUUCUUGAAAAGGAGAGAGGAAAGCCAAGCUCCACACUGCAUGGCCCUUCAUUUCACUGGUGGCAAACAGAGGGUUCUGGCCUGCAGCUACUCACAUGCCAGGUGAUGAACACUAAAGAAAAGCCCUUAGACCAGAUUUCCUAUCUAGACCCGUGCCAGCUCCAGAUCCUCAGCGCAUCUGUGUGUGAAGAAGCCAAGCAAUCUGCUCUGCCCCCAUGGGUCAUGCCUCGAGGAAUAUGCAUGCUGGGUCCCAGCACAUGAGCACUGCCUUUCCUUCUGCUGCCUGUCAUGGUGAGGGUUUUCCAGCACGGGGCAGAAAAUGAGGGAAGGGGAGAGAUGCUGUCUUUGCUGGCAGCUGUUGCAAAGAGAGAGAUGGGUUAACAGAGGUUUUUGUGGAAAGCUGUGAAGGUCUGUGGUAAAUUCAGGUGUUGCAUGGAUUUGACACGGCCUAUAAACCAUUUACUCCAGUGGAAGGAGGCAAAAUUUUGUGCAUCCAUUAACUGUUGUCCUAAAGGAGGUUUGGCUAUGAAUGCUUGGCUUACAGUGGGAUUUUUCACCCCCAGGGUAGCCUCAACCCAGCAUCAUACAGGGACAGCUGGACAGCCCUCAUGCAGUGCUGGUGCGCAAAGCUCACAGCACUGGCUGUGCUUUAUGAUAUGACUGCCAGGUCCUUGCCUGAAGUGUGAGCCAAGUGAUGGGUACCUGGCUGCACAUCCAUACAUCCUGUCUACCAGCCAGGUCUGUAGGAAGAUGAAAAACCUGCUGCUGCUGCUGCUGCUGCUGCUGCUAGCCAGUGGAUGUCUACUGGGGGAGCUGUGCUAUGGUCUGUCCAUUCAGGCAGCGAAGUGGCUUUCAGUCACUUAAAACCCAGCUGUUAUAAUGGAGAGUUACUCCUAGUUGUUCAAAACUUGUGUAACUAUGGUGUACCUCAAAUCUUCAGCAAAGGCAGGCCCUGGGUGGGAGCUGGAACAUGCCAGACAUUAGCAGUCCUGCUCAGCCACUGUGACUCCUUUGCCCUCAGCAUUACAGCUGCUCAGGGCCCAGGCUGAGCCCAAACCAGCUAAGUGCGAGUGCAGCCCCACUUCCCUGGCUGCAUUGCAGCCCCUGUGGGCAGGCACCAACUGGUUUUCUUCUUGUGACUGUGGUACAUACUGCAGCGCUGAGAUGAAGCUGUCACCAGGCGUUGCUUGCACUGUGUAGGUCCAGCGCUGGUGAGGUGUUUAUCUGAGCAGCAUGUAAAGGGAUCAGGGCUGAAAAAAUUAGGUGUGGGUGUGCUGCAGCUGCCAGGAAUGCAGCAGGGAGGAGACAGGACCAGAAGGCCUCUUUUGGAGGCAGCAGCAUCUCCAUCCAGUCCCCUCCUUUCCCUUCUCCCAAUUUCCACACUCCUACCCUGACCACCCUCCCAGGUGGGGGCAUUUGGUGUAUCUUGUCUCACUGUGCCCUGUUCUCAAGAACCAGCUAUCGGUAUUAAUAAGCAGAGCAGCACCCAGGAGAGGCCACAGCAGCAUGGUCAGCUCAAACAGCACCUAAAUUGUGGUGAGAGGAGAAAAUCGAUUUUGUUCUUUGAAAUGCCACAAGCAUUGCCUGGGGGCAGUAUUGAGGUUUUUUGUAUAGGUGGCAGCACAUACUGCACAGAAGCUGAGCAGCAAGGGACUUGUGAGCACUGGAGGUUUCCCUGGGAAAAUUCAGAUGCCAACGGGGGAAAGUAUUUACAGACUGGGAGAAAAGAGCUUUCCUGUGCAUUUUUUUUUCCCCAGAGGCCCUGGCAUGUAGCAUCCUGGGACAAGAAGACUCUCUCAAAAGUUGCUGAAGAUGACCUUUUCCUCUCAUCAAACCUUGCUAUUUAUCUGUCUCUGCUGCCUUUCCACAGCUUCUUAGUGCAUUGAUGUAACUGGUGGCAUCAGUGCCAGGUAAAGUGUCUUAGUGUCAGUGCUUUCAAAUAGGUGAGCUUGGCUUGUUUUCCCAGUUCUUGGGACCUUCUAGGUAUACUGUUCCACCCCAGAGGACUCCACAGCAUGCAUUCAUCUCUCAGGACAUUCCCCAAAAGCUGUGGAUGCUACAGAUAUGUGGCUCUACUUUGUGGUUUUGGUUGCAGCCCUUGUCUGACAGCACAGAGACAAUCUCUAAUCUCUAGGUGGGAUGGAAAAUUUGGUGCCACCAUGGUUUUGCUUGGGUCUUUUUUCCCAGCCAGAACCAUCCUGCCUGUAUGACGAUGCACAUAGUGAAGGAAAGCUGCUGUCACCCAAUAUAUGACUGUCUCAUGGGGAAGCAAUUGUGGCACCUCCUGCCUUUGGCCAGAAGUGUCAGACAGUGUUUCCCACACUCUUCCUCACUCCAUCCCCCGGUUCCAUCCUUAUCUUCAAGUGUUUCAUUUUCAGCCUGGAGAGAUCAGCAGCAGAUUUCAUCCCUGGAUCCCACAGAAGGGGAUCACACCAAAACCCCGUCCUCAGCUUGCAAAGGGCAGGGAGAACCAGCUCAGGCCCAACGGUGAGCCACUUCAAUGGGAUCCAGUGCCAGUGGGACCACGCCACUCUCAUGCUUCCAGGUCACCAAGGCCAGUAGAAAAUACAUGUUGACCUGACAGAAGUGUUUAGAAAAACCCUUCCAAAAGGAGCUACAUAUCAAGUCUGUGUAUUUGGGGAUACCAUGGAGGAUGAUGGAGGUCCUCUGGUGUCUCUUAUUUCUUUUCCUAUCAGAAUUCUGGGUGGGGACCCUGGGACUGAGCCCCAUUCUCCGCUGGCCUCCUUCAUUGCCACUGCAUCUUGUCCUGUCCCCACUCCACAUCUCAUAGGGUGCCAUCACUGUCAUCAAGCAGAGCUGGGACCCUCUCGCCGCCAUCAUACCAAGCUGUCCACAAUGUUAAAAGCACAAAACACAAAGGGACUGAAAACCUUUUAAACAGGGUGAGAUGUUUUAUAAGCAUCACCUCAUCCAUCCCCUCCCAACCCUGAUGCCCCGCCAUGUAACCUAUAGACUCUCAACGUGGAUUGUUUAAUUCAAAUAAAGCUGCAGUACUCGA